Molecule: messenger RNA, 1662 nt
Organism: Closterium sp. Yama58-4
Lineage: Eukaryota; Viridiplantae; Streptophyta; Zygnematophyceae; Desmidiales; Closteriaceae
Source: the annotation of a GenBank genome assembly
AUGCUGCCGCCCAGUGAUCUUCAUGAAGUCGCCUCCACCGCUACCGUAGCAGCAGCAGAUUCAGCUGGGAAUGCUGUUCGUGGUGGUGGUGAGAUGAUUGGCAGCAAUGGGGUGGUUGAUGAUUUGGCCUACACGAUUCCGUAUGGUUCGGACUGGUGGGGGCUGAACGACCGGUUUGGGAUGGGAGGCAGGCGGGCGAGUGAGGCAGCGUUGAAGCGGCUGAGUGUGCUGCAGCUGCUGGCAAGGCGGAAGAUGAGGGACCUCAACUCAGAGCGAGCCUUCAAGGCCCAGCUAUCCCUGGCGGGCAUCACGGUGCAACGAGCCAGCCUGCCUUUCUGUGUGCUCUCCCAACGCACCUACCGCGACGGCUGUGCCCCUAUCGUCUACUCCAUCAACUCCUCCGUGCCGCUAAAUGGUGCCAAAUGCCGCCCCUGCAGCCACCCGUGUGCAGCUGGCGAACAGGCACGAGCUCUCCUCUCCCAUAUUGCCCCAACAGCCCCCAAUUGGCCGGGGCCAGAAGCAUCGAAGGGCGAGGUGGGGGUGUGUGAUGCGGCGAGGGGGUGGGAGAAGGGGUGGGACGGGGAGUUUGAUGCGGUUAUGGGGGUGGAAUUGGCGGAGGGGCGGAGGCAGGUGGUGCGGGAGGCGAUGGGGAGCAUUGACGAGUGUGUGAAGGCGUGGGAAGAGGUGAGAAUGGGGGAGGCGAUGGGGAGCAUUGAAGAGUGUGAGCAGGCAUGGGAUGAGUUCCGAGCCCUCACUAUCUCCUGGGAUGCACCAUCACCCCAAGCGGUCUGUGUGCGAGCGCGCAUGGGGGGCAGCACGUGGGUGGGGGGAGGGCCGCGGGCAGACGGGAGAUUCGCCACCUUCCUCUCGCUGCUCUCCGCGUCAAGGUGGGUGCCAGCUAGUCUAGUUUUGAGGCGCCUCAAAACUAGGCAUGGGGGGCAGCACGUGGGUGGGGGGAGGGCCGCGGGCACACGGGAGCUCCGCCACCUUUCUCUCGCUGCUCUCCGCCUCAAGCCAGGGAGUCAAGACAGCAAUCCGCUUCUUACAAGCCAGUUGUCACAAGCGGUGGGUGAGGGGAGUAGCAGUGGUGGAGUGAGGAGGAAGCUGCUGAGGGAUGAUACCAAGGCUCAUGGCGCUGCUCUUACUUUCCUUUCACUCCUUCGUGUGAACAGCCAGGUGCUGGUUGCCGUGGAGGGGAGUCAAGACAAGGGGAGUCAAGACAGCAAUCCGCUUCUUGCAGACCAGUUGUCACAAGCGGGGGGUGAGGGGAGUAGCAGCGGUGGAGUGAGGAGGAAGCUGCUGAGGGAUGAUACCAAGGCUCAUGGUGCUGCUGUAGCACCUGACACUGUAACACCUGACACUGUAGCGUCUGACACUGUAGCAUCUGACACUGUUGCACCUGACACUGUUACACCUGGCACUGUUGCACCUGACACUGUUGCACCUGAGACUGUUCAACCUGGCAACAUUGCACCUGGCACUCUAGCAGCUGGUACUGGCACUGUAGCACCAGCUGUGGAUGCGGGAGUGUUCAGGGCAUGGAAAGAGGACCUGGGCCGUCGGAUCAAAGGCAUCUCCAUCUCGCACCGUCCGCUCGCAUGGCUGCUAUCUGAAGCAGAGAAAGAGGGCGCUCCAAUCGACGUUCUCCUGGUGAGUGGGUGA